AAAGCUGGCGCACGAGUCUAAACCGACGCAGCCGACUGUGUGCGGCACGUUUUGGCACGUUACGAUUGUGUCGCUACAACAGCAAGGCUGAGUUCUAUUGCCUUGAGUAAGGCCGAUUGUAUCCGUGAUAAUGUGCAGCGCGCAACGAACGCUUCGUUUAUCGACAGAAAACGUCUAGAAACUGUGACAACAAAGCCGGUGAGAACUACGGUCACGGUGGGGCUGGUAUAGAUAAUGCACUGUUGGUAAAAGUUCCUGGCUGGUGCAUCGGAACACGUGAUUCGACGCCCUGUAAGGUCCAAAUACUUUGGAGGAAGCAUAGAAGGAAGAAGGUUGUGGAAUAAGUUUAAUUAUGAAUGAUGCAUCCAGCUUGCAUUCGGAAGGAGAAUUGAAUACAGAGACUCAGUUGUCAACAGACUCUGAACCAAUAAAGAAACCACCGAAGAGAAAAAUCGCUCGAAAACGACCCACACAUGUACGACUUCAAAAUCAUAGCCUCAAAGCGAUUCCAAAACUGGAAGCCAGUAAAGACGUACUUGUUGUUUACUUGUACAACAACAAAAUCAACAACAUAACCAAUUUGGAUGCCCUCACAAAGCUAACACAUUUAUAUCUCUCCCAUAACAACAUCAGACGUCUGGAAAACUUGACCGGCCUCACCAACCUGGAAAAGCUCUACAUCGGACACAACAAAAUAUCCGUAUUGGAGGGCCUCGAGAACCUUCACCGUCUCCGCGAGCUCCACAUGGAAUCACAGCGCCUCCCCGCGGGCGAUUCACUGACCUUUGACCCUCGCUCUGUGGAAGCAAUCCGGGCCACCCUUCACGUCCUCAACAUCGACAACAACGGCGUGACUAGUCUGUUACCACUAGUGCCGCUGCCCUACCUCACCGAUCUGAACUGCACCGCCAACCAGCUGAGUAGCUUGGUCGACCUCACGGAGUCCCUGCGUCAGCUUCCGUGCCUGACCCGACUUGACCUGAAGGGGAAUCCAGUCUGUGACCUACAGCGUCAUCGCGAUGCAGUAGUGGAGAGCGCUCCAGAGCUGAGAAAGCUUGAUGAGCUGGAUGUGACGCCCACGUUUCGGCAGUUUAUCUUCGGGCGAGGCCAGGCGGUGGCUCGUAGGAUGAGCACAACCAAACAGCGGCUGGCACUGGCUUCUGCCUCCGAUGACGUCAUCAUUCGAGACAACCCAGCGUCAGCGAGGCUUCGGUCUCCUCAGGUGGCGCUCAGUCAAGGGAACCUGCUGCCGCCGAAGAGGACUCCCGUGGUCUCUCAGCCACACCAGACCUCCAGCACACAUCUCCGAGUGGGAAACAUGCUGACUCUGACACCGGAACAAAGAGCGAUAGCGCGCACUCCCGAUAGCCGCCCACAGUCCGACGCACACCUAGAGACAUCUAGUGGCGACCCAGAGAACUUUGAGUUCCCUGUAGGAGACCUGAGCUACCCAGUUCCCUGGGCUGGAAGGAGAGACACUCUGCCAAGCAGUCCCGCGCGGAGACCCAUCGGAGCUGACGCCAGGUCGGCCCGACCCAGUACAUCUCAACAGCAUGCGACUGUAGAUACAUCUAUUGUCGUUCCCAGGAGACUGACACCCUGGUCAGCAGAGGAGAGGAGCAUGUCCAGGGGAGAACAGAGGACGCCGCUGCGGCAGACCAUGUCAGACGAGGUGCCGACAAGGAUAAACAUGCUGGCGAUCAUGCCGUAAUAUGUGUCAUUGUUCAAUAAGUCGGAAGAAUAAAGUAGAAUGGCUUUCAGGUGAACUGACCAAGAAAAACAAAUAAAUUGUAGUGGUGUAACGUCAUGAAGCAUUGUCUCAAUAAAGAAAAGAUAUGCAAUGUAGUCGUACAGAUGCCUGAAAUAAAUUGGGAGCGUGCAUUUUUGAAUACCUCA
Amphibalanus amphitrite is the source of this 1896-nucleotide messenger RNA. RefSeq names its product protein phosphatase 1 regulatory subunit 42-like. Gene Ontology annotation, molecular function: protein binding. NCBI's taxonomy places the organism in Eukaryota, Metazoa, Arthropoda, Thecostraca, Balanomorpha, Balanidae. The coding region runs from base 353 to 1711 and encodes 452 amino acids. The record is from RefSeq and is a predicted model, not a curated record. The transcript has a single exon.